AUUUCUCAUUGGAGAUCAUACCGGCAUGAAUUAUUAUUGUACCUGGAACACUUCCUUCAGGCUCUUAUUAAAGGAUGCCAUUUCUUUCCUCCUUCAAACAGAACUGAAACAAUGUGGAAAAGUUUUGUCUCCUGUUUGAUGGAACAAGGAUUAAUAUCUGCAGGAACCGAAGACUCUGCAUCUUGUCAAUAUUUAAUAGAUUUCAUUCCACCCAGGCCAAUAUAUUUUAUUUUAGAUGACAACUUUUAUUAUCGCAGCAUGAGAUAUGAAGUGUACCAGUUAGCUCGCCAGUAUUUGUUGGGCUUCUGUCAAUUGUUUCUAGACAGCAACGUUGAAGUUUGUUUACAGAGGAAUUCUCAGAGAGAGAGGCCAUUACCUGAGGAAACAAUAUUUGCAAUGGCACAAAAGCUGGAAUGUCCAAAUCCCCAAAAAUACACGUGGGAGCAAAAUAGCCUUAUUCUGAAAAGUGCUGAAUGUUCAUUAGAAGAUAAUCUACAGGUGUUUAAUUUGUUAUCUUCUGCUUUGGAAAAUCCAGUAAAACCCAUAGAAGAGCAUACAGAAGAAAAG
This is a messenger RNA of Thamnophis sirtalis, 567 nucleotides long. The record is from RefSeq and is a predicted model, not a curated record. NCBI's taxonomy places the organism in Eukaryota, Metazoa, Chordata, Lepidosauria, Squamata, Natricidae.